Molecule: messenger RNA, 3532 nt
Organism: Cinara cedri
Lineage: Eukaryota; Metazoa; Arthropoda; Insecta; Hemiptera; Aphididae
Source: the annotation of a GenBank genome assembly
GAACAAUAUCGUGUUUCAUAAUAUAAUAAGUAUCAUUGAAUAGUGUUUAUUUUAUUUUUUUUUAAACCAGAUAAAAACAGUUUCUAGGAAGUCUCAUAUGAUCUAUGAAAUUGCUUAGCUAUUAGUAUUGUAAUGGUAGUAAAAUCGGUGUCUCUGGUGGAAUUAAAAAAACAGCAAUGGGCAAAAGAAAAAGGUAGGUCAAAUAUUUAUUCAUUUUUUUCAUUCACAUAUACCUACACAAUAUUCAUGUUCAAUAUGAUUUGUUUAUUUUAUUUUAAAUGACUGAGUUUUAGAAGAACUUGUAAAAUUAAACGGGUAUUGGAGGAAUCAAAAAACACCAAUUGUCUUCAACGAUCAAAGGUAUGUAUCACUGUAAAUAAUACAAAUAUUUUACCUAGGUACCUACCUACAUGAAUAUUGAUUUCAUCAAAUGUAUUCAUUAUAGGGAACAUGUUAUUUGCCCUGAAAUACGAUCACACGACAUCGAUCGUUUUGGUGCACACAAAGAUACUCAAUCACAAAAGAAUUUAAGUUUUCCUCCAAUUUCUCACGACAAUCAAAAACAGAAUUUUCAUAAUGUAAGAAAUGGAAUUUUACAAAUAUUAAGUUUAAUUUAGUUGAUGAAGUUUAGUAUUAAUUAUUAGUGUGCAUAGUUUUUAUUAUUCCAUAAUUUUUACCUAUAUAACACACUAAUAUUAUUAAAUAGAAUAUUUAUAUCAAUAAAAUGGAGAAAGAUCUAAACAUUGAUAUUCAAAAUGGAGCAACGGAAGAUUUUAAACCAAAAAGCACUCACACAAUGUAUGUUUUAUAUCUUUUUACAUAAAUAAAAAUAUAUACCUAUUUAUAUGUAAUAAGAAAUUAAUAAAAAUGUUUACGCAAACCUAUUAGCUUAAAUCGGACUUAUACAAUAUCAAAAGAAAAUAAUGUCAACGAAGGAAGCAAAUCAGAGAGACAAAAAUGGGAUAAACAUUAUAAUAAUAUUGGUAUACAUUCUCCAGACAUAAAUUUAAAUGAAAGAAAAUGCUUAAUUAAUGAGUCUAACAAUGAUACACCAACGUGGGCUGAAUAUUCACCUGAAAAACCGUAAGUACCUGCUAAUAUAAUAUUAUGGAUAAAUUAAAAUAUAUUAGGUACCAAGUAGAUACAAGAAAAACAUCCAAUUAAAUCAAAUCAUUCUGGUCACUUAUUUAUAUACAGUAGGUACCUAAAUAAAUGUGAAACAUAUUUUAUAAACUCACCUGUUUUAUAUCAUAAAUAUACAUAUGUAUAAUAAUAGAAAAAAAUAAUACAUUUUUGAAUAACUAAUAUAUUAUAUUCCAAAUAGUUAUAUUGUUAUGGAAAUGGGAAAAUCACAAUUUGAAGAUGCGCGUCAAACUGCUGCAGCUGAUUUCAAAGGUAGCUGCGAAACGUUAUGUUCGUUAGAUUCAAAUAAUAUUAAUAACAGGUAAAAAUUAAUAAUGUAUUUAGUAUUUACCUAUAUCUAUUAGCACUAUUCAAAAAUAAAUAGUUACUUAUUUAUUAUUAUUGAUUUUUAAAAAUCAAAAAAGUAAUAGGUACUUACCUAACCUAACCUAACCUAUAAUACCUACCUACUAGUAGGUAUUAACUAGUUAGGUAUUAACUUUUACUAUUAACUAAUUAAUAAUAAUGUUAUAAUAAGUAGAAAAAAAAUUGCCAAGUCAGUAGCUAGAAUAAUAAUUAAGUAAAUAAUAUAAAAUUAAAAUUCUAUAUUUGAUCUUCUAUACUUUUUGUGUAGGACUUACUUAUUAGGGCAAAAUAUCCCAUUGACUACAGAUGAAUUAGCUGCUAGAGAAGUAAAAAGACAAAAAGCAAUAGAACUUCAAGAAGCCAUAAAACAACAGGUAGGUUAGAUAAUUGGUAGAUUUUUAAUUUAUUAUAAGUUUUUAUUUAUUAUUUAUUAUCCAUGUGUUCAGUUAAAAGAAAGACAAUUAAAAAAAAAAGAAGAGCUUGAAAAGAAAAAACGUGAUGAUUUAGCUGAAGAACGGCGAAUACAAAAGCAACAAGAAAUUGAAAGAAAGAGAUUGGAAGACGAAUUAAAACGGCAAAGAGAAAAAGAAGUAAUUAUCAAUCUUUGAUUAACAUUUAAAACAAAGUAUUAUAAUUUGAUUAAUAAACAUAUUAUUAUAUUUCAAUUGUAAAUAGUUAAAUGAUGAACGGAAAGCCAAAGCCAUGCAAGAAGUUUUGGAGAAUGCUCAAAAACAAGCAAAAGAAGAUAAAUCUAAAAAUAUGCAUAAAAAACGAAACAAUCCAGACGAAAUCAAAGAACAAAUUCCAGAACCUGUUGUAGUUAGCAAUAACUGUGAACAAAAAACUUUGGAAGAACCCACGCCAAAACAAGAUGCACAGGAACCAGUAUCAGAGCCAAAAGAGAAUUCUAAAUUACCGGAAAUCGAUGAGAUACUUCAAACAUCACCUUCUCCGUUAAACCGGCAGAAAUUGUUGACACCCAGCAAAUUUCGAAAUCAGACUACUAGUGUCGCAAUCCAAACAGAAAUUUUAAAGUAAAAUUUAAAAAAAAAAAACGCUCUUUAAAUUAAGUUUUGUUUAUAAAAUUAUAUUUGUUUCAGGAAACCUAAAACUGCUGGAAUUGUUUGCCAAAAAUCUAUAGAUUUAGACAAAAGACCAAAGUGGGGUGUUAACAGACCAGAAGUACAGUAUAUCAAACAAAGUGCCAAAGAUCCAAAUUAUCAAUUAAAAUUAAGACAGAGGUCACCUUGGAGUAGACGGACAAGUCAUGUAAAUUCAGCGAAAAGUCAACUUGACACAAAUGGACGAGUCAGGUAAAUAAUACUCAUAAUUACCUAGUUGAAAAUCCAUAUAACGUUGUUAACAUAAUUUUAUUUUUAUCUAUAGCUAUGCAUUGCCAGAAAAUUAUUCGAAAAAAAUGUCCACAUAUAGCCGUCCAAACUUUGCAGGUGUGGUUUAUAGAAAAUAGAAUUUAUGAUUAGAUAUUAUGUUGCAAUAAUCAUAAGUAAUUAUUGUAUUUUAGAAAUGAAAAACAGUAAAGGUGUUCCAAAUAAAACUCCAUUAGAUAGUAUAUCAGUUAGUGAUGUAUUAUAUCAAUUAUCUUCAUUGCGAAAAGUCAGUACCUAUUAAUCAACCAAAAUUAAUAAGUCUAUACCUAUUCAUAAUGUAUUUUGUUAACAAAUAUUUAAACUUAAAUAUAGAUUGGUACCUAUAAACUAUAAUACAUUUUUGGAAAGGUAUACAAUUAUUACAAAUUAAACUCUUUAAUUUGUUUAGAAUUAGGUACCUACCUAUAACCUAUCUAUAAAAUAAUUAUAUCUAUUUAAUUUUUGUUAUAACAGGUAUUAGAAACCAAACGAAAACAUUGGAAAAGUGUUAUUGCUGAUGAGUCACCAUCUUCAGAUUCUUCUUGAUUUCCUACUUAUAAUAACAUACCUAAUAUUAUUUUAGGUUGUAAAAACUAUCAUUGAUGUAGUAUAAGGCAACUAAAACAAAAUUUAUUUUAUAAUACAUUAUUAAAAUUUACAACAGAUUCAACUCAAAC